AUGGCGCUGCUCCGGGGGCUCCUGGUACUCAGCUUGUCCUGCCUGCAAAGCCCCUCCUUGGUGUUCUCUCCAGUGGGUGCCAUGGGCCCCUUGGAUCAAAAGCUCUUGAAUGGGCAGGGCCAGGAGAAGCUGCCCCUGUUUCCCCUCAAGUUGAGAAACCAGGAAUUUGGUGGGAAGGUUACCUUGAAAAGAGCCCCAGAAGACUGUCAGGGGGACUUGACCCCAGAGCAGACCCGCAGGCUGGCACAGGCAAUGAUGGCUUUCACUACGGACCUGUUCUCACUGGUGGCCAAAACGUCCACCAGCCCUAACCUCGUCCUGUCACCCUUGAGCGUGGCCCUGGCACUAUCACACCUGGCACUAGGUGCUCAGAACCAGACGUUAAAGAGGUUGCAGCAGGCACUGCACGCAGACUCCGAGUCCUGCCUCCCUCACUUGCUCAGCCGCCUCUGCAAGGACCUGGGGCCUGGGGCGUUCCGACUGGCUGCCAGAAUGUACCUGCAGAAAGGAUUUCCCAUCAGAGAAGACUUCCUGGAACAAUCAGAACAGGUCUUCGGUGCAAAGUCCAUGAGCCUGACAGGAAGACAGGAAGAUGACUUGGCCAAUAUCAACCAGUGGGUGAAGGAUGCCACUGAGGGGAAGAUCGAGAACUUCCUCUCGGAGCUGCCUGAAAACACAGUGUUGCUGCUCCUCAAUGCCAUCCAUUUCCAGGGUUUCUGGAGGAGCAAGUUUGACCCAAGCCUUACGCGAACAGACACCUUCCACCUGGAUGAGCAGUUCACCGUACCGGUGGACAUGAUGCGAGCCCACAAGUACCCUCUGCGCUGGUUCUUGCUGGAGCAACCGGAGAUACAGGUGGCUCACUUCCCCUUUAAGAACAACAUGAGCUUUGUGGUCAUCAUGCCUGUGCAGUUCGAAUGGAAUGUGUCUCAGGUGCUGGCCAACCUGAGCUGGGACACCCUGAACCAUCCCUCGAUGCGGGAGGGGCCCACCGAUGUCCGGCUCCCAAAGCUGCAUCUGAAACACCAGUUGGACCUGGUGGCCACACUCAGCCAGCUGGGCCUGCAGGAGCUAUUCCAGGCCCCCGACCUGCGUGGGAUCUCUGACCGGAGCCUGGUGGUGUCCAGUGUGCAGCACCAGUCCACCUUGGAGCUCAGCGAAGCUGGCGUCGAGGCAGCCGCAGCCACCGGCACAGCCAUGUCCCGCAUGUCCCUCUCCUCCUUCUCUGUGAACCGCCCCUUCCUCUUCUUCCUCUUCGAGGACACCAAAGGCCUGCCGCUCUUUGUGGGCAGCGUGAGAAACCCCAACCCUAGUGGGAAGCCGGAGCUUAAGGAACAGCAGGAUUCCCCCACCGCCAAGGAUUCCACCUCGGACGAGAAGGCCUUCCACUUCCACGACAAGUCCUUUGGCCCUGACUUGAAGCUUGCACCCCCCUCAGAGGAGGAUUACCGUCAGCUUAGCAGCCCAAAGUGA
Molecule: messenger RNA, 1473 nt
Organism: Elephantulus edwardii (Cape elephant shrew)
Lineage: Eukaryota; Metazoa; Chordata; Mammalia; Macroscelidea; Macroscelididae
Gene: SERPINF2
Product: serpin peptidase inhibitor, clade F (alpha-2 antiplasmin, pigment epithelium derived factor), member 2
Exons: 9
Coding region: 1-1473 (490 amino acids)
Biological process (GO): negative regulation of fibrinolysis; negative regulation of endopeptidase activity
Molecular function (GO): serine-type endopeptidase inhibitor activity
Source: RefSeq, a predicted model, not a curated record